AUGAACGAUGUAUAUGUUAGAUUUCUUUUCUACUUUUUUAUUUUCCUAUUGUAUAAUAAUGAAAUCUAUUCUUUAUCGCCUGUAAUACUUUAUCCGUCAUUUAAACGAAUUGCUAAUCAAUUAUCACAUGAUUCAACACUACCUAAAUGUACUCUCUCAACAUGUAAGCAAACUCAAACUCAAGCAAAUUACACUAAUAUAAAAGUAUCCGAUGAACAUUUAUUCAAAUUAUCAUCCUACGAUAAAGUAAAUCAAAGAAAUCCGUCAUAUCAUGGACCUUAUCUUGUAUCUUCGACGGGUAUUUAUCGAGGCAAGAGAAUCAAAUAUCAAAAUCGAUAUUUAGAUCAAUUUCUCGGUAUUUAUUAUGGUGAAAUGCCUAAAUCUUUGAGAAAGCCGGUGAAAAAACUUUUCAAUUAUUUAUUACAAAAUGCAACAAAAUUUACUCCAUCGUGUUUGCAAUCAUUAUCAAUGACAAGAAAUCUUUCCUAUGGUUCAUUUCUUAUGACUCAAGAUUUUAAUGAGGAUUGCCUGUCAUUAAAUAUCUAUCGACCGGAUUUACGUUAUGGAGAGAAACGAAAAGCUAUUAUGUUAUUUUCUCAUGGAGGAUCAAAUCAAUUGGGUAGUGGAUCAUUAUUUGAUGGAAGUAUAUUAGCUGCUGAAGGUGAUAUUAUUGUUAUCACAAUGAAUUUUCGUUUGAAUUAUCAUGGAUUCUUAUCAAGUGGAGAUGAUCAACUUAGAGUUGAUGAUUAUAAUUAUCUAAUGUCGGAAGAACUUAUUUGCCGUUGUAAAGGUUCUCUGACCGAACCGUUUACAUCCUUAAAUGAUCUAUCUGUUCAUCAUGUAUCUUACAAUGAAUUUGAGAAACAAUUUGGUGAAUUAUCUCGUUGGUGUGAAAAAAUUUACGAAACAAUAACAAAAGUUCCAUCGAAUGCUUUAACACGUUAUCUUCGACAAAGAUAUUAUGAAGAAUUGUAUGAACAAGGUCUUAUGCGUUUACGUCUAUUUCAUCAAUAUUCUGAUAGACUACAUGAAAGAUUUCCAGAUUUAAAGUCAAAUAUUCAAGAUAAAAUGAUGCGAAUUAAUCGACAAUGGAAUCAACUUGAAUCAUGUUUUAUUGAUUAUUUAGAUGAAAACUUUGAUCGAAUUCUACAAGAUUUACAUAAUGAAUUAAUUUUAUUUGAAGAUUGGCUUAGUAGAACAGAAGAACAAUUAUGGAUAUUUGAAUCGUAUCGAAUUAAUGACAUUUCAAUAGAAGAUUUUCAAUUUAAGCUUCAUCAGCAUACGAUAUUACAAGACGAAAUUAAAUCAAGAAAUAGUCGUGUGUCAUCAAUUAUUGAAAUUUGUGAACGUUUAAGAAAUGAUUAUGAACAACAAGCUGAACAAGUUCCGUAUGAUUUAGCAAGCGAUCUAGAAAAUCGCUGGCAUCAAACAUGGAUUAAUUCAGUCGAAAUUCAAUGCAAACUUGAAGAACGAUUGAAGAGUUUACGAAAUACAACUUCACUUGUUUUAAUCAACAACGACGACGAAGAAACUGAACAAGAAGAAGAAGAUAUUAUUCCAUUUAAUUCAAGUGAAUACGAAAAAAUCCCUCUAACACCAUCAAACACGAGUACAGACAGUUUAAAUUCUUCACUGAGCUAUCGUAAACGUUCACGAUCACCGUUAAUACAAAAUCCAAUCCGUAAUUCUCGAUCAAAACCAUUUUAUAUCGAAACAAACAUGGCAACAUCAAAACGUCGCAUGUCAUUAAAUCUUUUACCAAUAAAUUUGCCAUCAACAUUUUAUUAUUCAUUAACAAAUAUUAAUGAUAUUGAUGUUCAAACAAUAACAAAAAAGCAUAAGAAAACAUCAUCAAAAUUAGAUAUUGGAUAUGAAACUGAAGAUGAAAAUAAUCAUUCAGAUAAAAAUCUUCAAUCCAUAUACCAUAUAAAAAAAAGUCAAAGUGAUUAUUUUAUUGGACAAAAUAUGACGGAUAAAAAUAUUUUCGUGUCUUUUACACAUUCACUACCAUUAUUUGAACAUAAUCAUCAUUUACCAACAUGGUGGAGACAUUCAAUAACAUCAGCAUAUGAUACAUGUUCAAAUCCGGAUAUUGAUUUUAGUAUUGAAGAAACAAAAAAACAGCAAACAAAAACAUCUCUACUUAUGUACAGUAAGAAAUAUACAAAAUAUAAACGAUUGAAAUCAACAUCUGAACAACCAGCAUUAUCAUCGCCGAGUUCAAUUGUAAAACAAAACAAAUCGCCAUUAAAUCCAACAUCGAAUUCAUAUGAUGCAAGCGCAGAAUAUACAGAUCCUGAACAAUCAGAAAAUGAUGUUGACGUUUUAUCAUCAGAUUUUAAUUCAACAUCACCUGUUCAUCAUUAUCAAAAAUCGGAAUCGAAAUUCUAUAAUCGCUAUACAACAACAACAACUACAGGAUAUUCAUCGGACAUGGAAUUAGAAACAACAACAACACCAUCUGAAACGGAAGAUCAACAAAUUCAACAUUCUGACGAGAAAUGUGAAGUGCCACAAAUGAAGAACAACACAUUGACAUUACCGUCGGCAGCAGCUUCAGAUGGCUUCGAUUCACUUAAUACAAUAAUCAAUGAGAAGAUAGAAAGUUCUGAACCUUGUUGGGACGGAUAUCAAAAUCCACUAUUUUAUCACUUUAAUUCUCAAGACAUGGAUUCCAUAGAAACGACACUUAAGUGGGAAGACCAAUUUUUAGAAAUGGAUCAACCAAACUAUUCUUCGUCAGACGACGAUAAUUAUUUUAAUAAUGAAAACUUCAAAUAUAUUUUACGGAAUAACGGCGGUUCAUCAUCUUCAUUGACAGGAGGUUUCACUGGUCUCUUAGAAAACAAUCAAGUACUAGAUUCAGAUUCGGAUUUAGAUGAUUUCAAUUAUGUUAUAAAUGAAACUGAACGACAAUUGUAUAAGGCAAGACAAAGUUUAGAGAAGAAAAAACGUCAACAACCAUUUCCAAUUAAUGAUCGUAAUCUACGAAAAUAUGAUGAAGUUUUAAGAACGUGUGAAACAAAUAUUCAAUGUUUACAACAGAUAUUAAAAAAUCUUCAUCGAUCGAAAAAUUCACGUCUUAACAGUACUAAAGCUAUUGAACAAUUACAAACUUAUUUAUCUGGUUGGCAUGAUAUGCAACAACAAGUUAAUGAUGAUCGAAUACGUGCACGUCAAUUAUUAUAUAUAUCACAAGAGAUUACAAAAUUGAAACUGCGAUUAGAUGAAGAACUUUCUCGUAUCGAUUCCAUUCAUAAUCGUGAUCAUCCGUGGUUAGAUGAAAAUUCCCUAGUUGAGUUAAUGCGUCGUAUUAAUUAUGAAAUUGAAUCUGAACAAGAUUCUCGACAAAAAUUAGCUUCCUAUCUCACUGAUAUUCAUCUUGCCGAAGAACAUCUUAACGAAUAUCGAAUGUCAGAAUUAAACGAUUUAUCAACAACGAAUAUUGAUGAACAUUUACAUAGUUGUCGUCUAGCACUUGAACAACUUACUGAUAAAAUGGACACAUAUCAAACUCAAUUACGUACACUAUUAACGAUUGUUGAAAGUCUCCUACCUAUUGAAACACAGAUUGAACAAAAAUUGACAGCAUGUGAAUAUAAUAAUAAUUAUUCAGUUGAAUCUCAUGAUAUUCAAAGAUUAUUUGAUAGAUAUGAAGAAACAAUGAAUAAUGUCAAUUGUUCAAUGGUAUCAUCGAGUACAUUAUAUUUAAAAUUGAAAACACAUUAUGCAUAUAAAUUAGAUUUAUAUAAAAAAAUGUUGAAUGAUUUCAAUAGAAAAACUCAAUCAAAACAUGUUUCAUUUGAUGGUUUCAUUAAUUUGAAUAAUAACAAUUCAUCCGUUAUAAAUAAUUCUUCGACUUCUCAAUACUAUACGUAUGAUACAACUCAUAAUAUACAGAAAAAGAAAUCUCAACGAUCAGAAACAUAUACAACAUCAAAUGAUAUUAAUCCAAAUUAUGUCAAUGAUACUUCAUCAAAACAAAGUUCUACUUCGUCCUAUAUAUCUGAUGAUUAUAAAGUUUUAUAUAUUGAAACAGUUAUUGAAGUUGCUAAACCUGUUUUUUACCAACAAAUAAAUGAUACAAUGACAACAAUAAACACAGAGCAUCAUAAACAAACUCCGCAAUCCACAACUAAAACUCAGAACAUAUCCGAGUAUCAUCAACAAAUUCCACAAUCCACAAAUAACAUUCAAAAAGUAACAGAAUAUCAUCAACAAACUCCUCAGUUCAUAAAUAAGACUCAAGAUACAACAGAAUAUUAUCAACAAACUCCUAAAUCAAGAAAUACAACUCAAAACACAACAGAAUUUUAUCAACAAACUCCUAAAUCAAGAAAUACAACUCAAAACACAACAGAAUAUUAUCAACAAACUCCCAAAUCAAGAAAUACAACUCAAAGCACAACAGAAUUUUAUCAACAAACUCCUCAAUCAAGAAAUAAAACUCAGAACAUAACAGAAUAUUAUCAAAAAGCUCCACUAUCCACAAAUAAGACUCAGAAAGUAACAAAAACUAUAAAACAAAUCCAUGAAUCAUCUGACGAUGAAUUAAAUAAAACCCCGGUGAAACAAUUAAGAUCAAAUUAUCAGAAAAGUAAAGUUCAACAACAUAUGGAUAGUGGCAUUGAGUAUGAUCAUAUAUCUUCUCCACCUUCAACAUCAUCUUCAACAAUAUUUAAUCAAGCACAUAUAAACAAUAACAAAAAAUUGUUAUUUCCUUCCAUAUCAGCAGAUUCAAGUCAAAAUGAAUCAACAUUGACUCAUCGUGUACAUUCAUUGAAAACAAAAUCUAUGAGUAGUGAUAACAUGCACAAAAGUGAUGCAACAAAUUCAUAUUGGGAUCGUUUAAAAAGAAUGUGGUUUCGAGCACUUCUAUUAGGACUGUUUCUAUUAUUUCUAUUAUUUCUGAUUUAUUUUUUUCGACUUGAUGCAUGUUCAAGAUCAACGAUGAUUCGAACAGUUUGUGAAAAAAUAAUAUAUGUGGAAAAUCAAGGUUUACCGACUAUAUGA
Molecule: messenger RNA, 5013 nt
Organism: Rotaria socialis
Lineage: Eukaryota; Metazoa; Rotifera; Eurotatoria; Philodinida; Philodinidae
Source: the annotation of a GenBank genome assembly